Messenger RNA from Chelonoidis abingdonii (Abingdon island giant tortoise), 1641 nucleotides. The record is from RefSeq and is a predicted model, not a curated record. Lineage: Eukaryota; Metazoa; Chordata; Testudines; Testudinidae.
CUAACCCUGUGACACUGUCCAGAGGGAGCCAUGGCCACAGACAACCCCAUGGAAAGUCUCCAGGGGGAAGCUACAUGUCCCAUGUGUCUGGAAUAUUUUAAGGACCCAGUAACUAUAGAUUGUGGGCACAAUUUCUGCCCAGCCUGCAUCACCCAGUGCUGGGAGAGACCAGAUACAGACGUCUUCUGCCCUCAGUGCAGAGAAACUGUGCAACAGAGAAACCUCAGGCCGAACAGGUGGCUGGCAAAUGUUGUAGAAAUAGUCAAACAGUUGAGUUUACAGGCAACAAAGGCAACAGGAGAGGAGAGGGUGUGUGGGGAACACCAAGAGACUCUGAAACUGUUCUGUGAAGAGGAUCAAACUUCUGUCUGUGUGGUUUGCCAUCUGUCCCAGGACCACAGAGCUCACAGGGUGAUUCCCAUAAAGGAGGCUGCUCAGGAGUACAAGGAGAAACUCCAGGGAGCCCUGGGCCCUCUGAGGAAGGAGCUGGAAGAGGUCCUGGCUCUGACUUCUAAAGAGCAGAAGAAAACCACAGAGUGGCAGAUGGGGAUGGUGUGUCGGCUGCUACAGCCAUCGGUUUUCAGUGGUCUCCAUGACAAAGCUCUGCAGCUUCUCUGCAGCCUGGAGGAAACAGAUUGUUCCUUCUGGCUCUGCACACACAAUCCCUGCAGUGAAUCUGCCCAGUGCCUGGGCCAGACACUGGAGCUGGGAGGACGAUUUGCCCCCCAUGGCCACUUCAUUCCAGUCACCUGCUACUGUUACUGUGAUGUUUCCCAAAGAACACCUGCCCCCGGCCCUGACUCUGUGACUCUCUCCCCAGUGGACGUGACUCUGGAUCCAGACACGGCAAAUCCCUGUCUCGUCCUGUCUGAGGAUCGGAACCGUGUGAGACAGGGAGACACACGUCAGGAACUGCCUGACAACCCUGAGAGAUUUGAUAGAUAUUCCAUUGUCCUGGGCGCUGAGGGGUUCGCGGGCGGGAGGUGUUACUGGGAGGUGGAGGUGGGACACAAGGCUGGGUGGGACCUGGGGGUUUGUAGGGGAUCUCUGAGCAGGAAGGGGGAGUUCACAUACAACCCUGGGAAUGGAUGUUCGGUCAUGUGGCUGAGAGAGGGGGGAUACAAGGCUCUCACCUUCCCCCAGACCCCCCUCCUUGUGAGCGUCAGGCCCAGCCAGGUGGGGAUUUUCCUGGACUAUGAGGCAGACAAGGUCUCGUUUUACAAUGUGACUGACAAGUCCCAUCUCUUCACUUUCACCGACACCUUCUCCGGGACGCUCCGCCCUUAUUUCUAUCCUGGGGCUACAAAUGCAGCUCCCCUGAUCAUCUGCCCGGUCCCAGCUCAGGCCAGAGGGAAUCUCUGUCCCUGACAGUGACCCCGCGGCACAGACUGGCCCCUCUCAGCCCUUUACGGCAGCAACUGGACUUUUUGUGCUGACCGGACGCUGCCAGUUUCCCUUUUCAACUGGAGGUUCCAGUCGAAAACCAGACACCUGGGAACCCUCAGCCCCCACCUUCCCCAUCCCCUGCCCCAGGGGUAGCAGAUGGUGGUGGAUGUGGUCAUUCACUCCUGUCAGAAUUUUCUACCCCUGUGAAAUCUCAGUGUAAAAUAUGAAAGAAAAAAGAUUAUUUAGAAAAUAUUU